Protopolystoma xenopodis is the source of this 246-nucleotide messenger RNA. NCBI's taxonomy places the organism in Eukaryota, Metazoa, Platyhelminthes, Monogenea, Polystomatidea, Polystomatidae. The record is from the annotation of a GenBank genome assembly.
GUACAGAGUUUGCUUGAACUGGCCGAGUCCAUCCUCAAAUUGGCGGAACGUUGCCGCGGCCUCGAGACAGAAGAGGAAAAGGUGCUUCCCUUCUACACCUCCACCUUGACACCAGAAGAGGAGAAAGCGAUUUUCGAGUCAAUAGAAGCCGAUGGUAACACUGAUAUAAUCAAGGCAAGAGAUUUUAGUGUGGCCUUCUCGCACACCUUUUGGUCUCAUUUCAAACGUUAUCUCCCCACACGGUAA